This is a messenger RNA of Cyphellophora europaea CBS 101466, 1332 nucleotides long. RefSeq lists its product as uncharacterized. Gene Ontology annotation, biological process: secondary metabolite biosynthetic process. The coding region runs from base 1 to 1332 and encodes 443 amino acids. Gene Ontology annotation, molecular function: FAD binding. NCBI's taxonomy places the organism in Eukaryota, Fungi, Ascomycota, Eurotiomycetes, Chaetothyriales, Cyphellophoraceae. The transcript has 3 exons. The record is from RefSeq and is a predicted model, not a curated record.
AUGUCGCCACCUAGAAAGUCGUUCGAGAUAGCAAUCGUGGGUGGUGGUAUAGCUGGCUUGACUCUCGCAAUAGCGUUGCGUAAUCGCGAUGUUGCUGUCAAGAUUUAUGAGCAGGCACCCAGAUUUGGAGAGAUCGGGGCGGGCGUCUCCUUUACGGCGAAUGCUAUCCAGGCUAUGGACAUUUGCGGACCUGGUGUCUACCAAGCCUUCGACAAAGUGGCAACCCGCAAUGGUUGGACAAGCAAAUCUAAAGUCUGGUUCGAUUAUCUCGACGGCACUAAAUCGGAAACAUCGGUAGAUGGCAAGCCGAUCCAUCAGAAGCCAGAAUUCGUAAUCAAAAGCGAGAUUGGCCAGAAUGGUGUUCAUAGAGCUCACUUUCUCGACGAGCUGGUCAAGCUCGUACCAGCAGAUAUAGCCGCCUUCGGUAAAAAGCUCAUCUCUCUGGAUGACAGCCAGUCAGCAAAAGGUGGCAAGCUUAUCAUGAACUUCGAGGACGGGACGGCUGCGGAGGCUGAUGCUGUCGUUGGUUGCGAUGGGAUCAAAAGUCGAGUCCGAGCAGCCAUGUUCGGAGACGAUCAUCCUGCGACAAGACCAGUAUACACUCACAAGUAUGCCUAUCGAGCACUGGUACCAAUUGACAAGGCAGUCGAAGUGCUCGGUGAAGAGAACGCGAAGAACGCUUGUAUGCAUAUGGGCCCUGGAGCUCACGUUCUGACUUUCCUUGUCCAACAUGGUGAAUUUAUGAAUGUAGUCGCGUUCAAGACGAACCCCGAUGACUGGCCCGACUACACUCGUUUGACGCGGCCUGCGAAGCGGGAAGAUGCCCUUCGCGACUUUGGCGACUUUGGCCCAAGCAUCAUUGCGCUGCUGAAGUUAGCCAAACCAGAACUUGACUGUUGGGCCAUCUUUGAUCUUCACGACAAUCCAGUCCCUUCAGUCAACAAGGGCCGUAUACUGCUGGCCGGUGAUGCGGCACAUGCAACGUCGCCGCACAAAGGGUCUGGUGCGGGCUUGGCAAUUGAGGACAGUGCUGUGCUUGCUGAGCUGCUUGCGGACGAGAAGGUUACCAGUGCAGCAGAUCUCGACACCGUCUUUACCACCUUCAACAAGCUGCGCAAGGAGCGUGGACAGUGGUUGGUCAAAGCUAGUCGCCGCGCUGGUGACCUUUACGAGUGGCGUGCUGAAAAUGUUGGCAAGAACUUCGAGAACAUUGAGGAGGAAAUCAACCGGAGUAACGCAGUCAUCUCCCAGGUGAACGUCCGUGAGAUGUGUAAUGAGGCCACUGAGGCCUUGGCCAGUGCCCUGGGCAGUCAGCAGAAGGCGCAGCUGUAG